This is a messenger RNA of Gastrolobium bilobum, 1910 nucleotides long. RefSeq names its product actin-related protein 6. The transcript has 7 exons. The record is from RefSeq and is a predicted model, not a curated record. Gene Ontology annotation, cellular component: Swr1 complex. Gene Ontology annotation, molecular function: nucleosome binding. Lineage: Eukaryota; Viridiplantae; Streptophyta; Magnoliopsida; Fabales; Fabaceae. The coding region runs from base 53 to 1387 and encodes 444 amino acids.
GGGGAGGGGGGCUGUAAGCCUGUAACAGUUAGUGUGUGGUAAGUUGGACAAAAUGUCCCCAACCACCAACGUAGUGGUUCUAGACAACGGCGGCGGCCUCAUUAAAGCCGGCCUCGGCGGCGAACGCGACCCCUCCGCCAUUCUCCCUAACUGCCUCUACCGCUCCCCCGCCUCUAAAAAAUGGCUCCACCCAAAUCCCCUCAACCACGCCACCACCACCGAACAAGACCUCACCUCUGCCUCCGUCCGCCGCCCCAUGGACAGAGGUUACCUAAUAAAUCCAGACCUCCAGCGCGAAAUCUGGUCCAACCUAUUUUCCUCGAUCCUCCGUAUAAACCCUUCACACUCCUCCCUCCUCGUCACGGAACCCCUCUUCACUCUGCCCUCCAUCCAACGCUCAAUGGACGAGCUCGUCUUCGAAGAUUUCAACUUCAGGUCACUCUACGUUGCCGACUCACCCUCCCUCGUUCACCUCUACGAGGCCAGCCGCAGGCCCAAUGGGCUCGUCUCCAGGGCCCAGUGCAGCCUCGUCGUGGACUGUGGCUUCUCCUUCACGCACGCUUCCCCUGUGUUCCAGAACUUCACCCUAAACUACGGCGUUAAGAGGAUCGAUUUGGGUGGGAAAGCCCUCACCAAUUACCUGAAGGAACUUGUCUCCUUUCGCGCUGUUAAUGUCAUGGAAGAAACAUUCAUCAUCGAUGAUGUCAAGGAAAAGCUUUGCUUCGUUUCCCUCGACGUCCCUCGCGACCUCCACAUCGCCAGGAAGAGUGGAAAAGAGAAUCUCUUCAGGAGCACAUAUGUGCUACCUGAUGGUGUUACAUACACGAAGGGGUUUGUUAAAUAUCCAGAGAAAGCGUGCCAAUAUCUUGCUUUGAGGGAUGGUGGUUUUCCUCCUCCUUCUAUUCCACCUUUGGAAACUAGGAGGGAUAUGAAUUGCAACGAAAUUGUUGAGCAGCCUGAGGAGGACAGAAAGAGAGUUGAUUUGACAAAAAAUGAAUUCGACUUGACAAACGAACGGUUUCUUGUCCCGGAGAUGAUCUUCCGUCCUGCUGAUUUGGGAAUGAACCAGGCUGGGCUAGCAGAGUGCAUUGUACGAGCUGUUAAUUCCUGCCACCCACAUCUCCACCCUGUGCUCUAUGAAAGCAUCAUUUUAACUGGUGGAAGCACCUUAUUUCCUCAGUUUGCUGAGAGACUAGAGAAGGAGCUUCGGCCUCUAGUUCCUGAUGACUAUCAUGUGAAGAUAACUACUCAAGAGGACCCCAUACUGGGUGUUUGGCGAGGAGGAUCGCUGUUGGCAUCGAGUCCAGAUUUUGAAGCAAUGUGCGUGACCAAGUCUGAGUAUGAGGAGCUUGGUUCUGCUAGAUGUCGCAAGAGAUUCUUUCAUUAACUAAUGCAUGCAAUCAACAUGGCUAUGCUAAUCUUGUAAGUAAGUAUAUUAUGUACUAUUUAUUUAUUGAGAUUCAUAAAGAUGUCUUUCUUUUAUUAUUCUGUAUCAUUUCCUAUAAGACAGUGAACUGCCAUUGUAACGUGUGCAAAUGGAGAAUAGUGACUAAAGCCACUGUAAAUUACUGCAUGGUUCAGCCAAUGUUUUGUCCUGUUAUCUUUCCAAUGGAAUCUUGCUUGGGACCAAGGUGUGAAUUCUGGAUGAUCAUCUUCUCUAGAAAGGGUUUAUUUGAGAAGCCAAAUAUUUAGUCUGCAGUUUUCAAGUGAGCAUGAUACAGGCAGACCGGUGUUUUGGAUCAGGGUCCAUAGGAUGGUGACUUCCCUUUCAUUUACAACGAGUUAAAGUGUCACCUAAUGUGGUCUUUGCAAAGAUUUUGCCACUGGCAUAUAAUAUAAUGCCCGUUUUUUUUUUUUUUUUUUUUACUUUAACAACUUAAAUGUAACUUUUAACUUUAAAAAAAUGUGCC